Molecule: messenger RNA, 1309 nt
Organism: Suillus paluster
Lineage: Eukaryota; Fungi; Basidiomycota; Agaricomycetes; Boletales; Suillaceae
Exons: 10
Coding region: 88-1077 (329 amino acids)
Biological process (GO): nucleotide-sugar biosynthetic process
Molecular function (GO): GDP-L-fucose synthase activity
Source: RefSeq, a predicted model, not a curated record
UGCAAUCUGAUAUCAUCUCAUCAUCUCAUAUAAAUACACCACUUCUUAUAGCACUGCACAGUCCUAUCCAAGUCUACGAUCACAACAAUGGCAGCCGUGGUACUCGUCACUGGAGGCACCGGGCUCGUUGGGAAAGGUAUCGAGUAUGUUAUCGAGCACGAACCAGAAGGCUCGCGCUUUGGAAAGCUUCCAGGAGAGAAAUGGAUCUUUGCUAGCUCUCGCGAUGCCGAUCUAAGAAACCCAGAAGAGACUCUGAAGUUGUUCGAGAAGUAUCAACCCACUCAUGUCAUCCAUCUGGCUGCUCUCGUGGGUGGUCUCUUCGCAAACAGAGAACGGAAGAUGACUUUCCUCCGCGACAAUAUGCUGAUUAAUGACAACGUACUCCAUACUGCUCAUAUCAAAGGGACAAAGAAAGUCAUCUCUUGUCUUUCGACGUGUGUCUUCCCGGACAAAGUCGAAUAUCCACUCACUGAGGAGAAGGUUCACCUCGGACCACCACAUUCGAGUAACUUCGGAUAUGCGCAUGCGAAGAGGAUGGUAGAUGUCCAGAACCAUGCUUACAAGGAGGAAUUCGGUUGCAACUUCACGUCUGCCAUUCCAACCAACGUGUUUGGACCCCACGAUAACUUCGAUCUGAAGCAUGCACAUGUGAUGCCGGCACUGAUCCACAAAUGCUACUUAGCACAAAAAAACAACACGCCAUUCAAAGUGAUGGGUGACGGCUCGCCCCUCCGUCAAUUCAUCUACUCCCGUGACCUCGCAAAACUAUUCAUCUGGCAAAUGCGCGAGUACGAGUCCGUCGAACCUAUCAUCUUUUCAGUGGACGAGAAUGACGAAAUCAGCAUUCGCGAUCUCGUGAACUCUAUCGUCAAAGUCAUGAAUUACCCUCGCAAGCCUGAGUUCGAGAACGAACUUAAUGACAACGGACAAGAUCGCAAACCCGCGUCGAAUGAGAAACUCAUGAGCCUAAUUGGCUCUGACUUCAAGUUCACGCCAUUCGAACAAGCUCUUGAGGAGACGGUCUCCUGGUUCCUUCAGAACUACGUUAACGCGAGAACUGGCCAAUCUCAUGUUUAGACAGAGUGGAGGAAACAGAUUAUCAUUCUAGUGAUGCAUGUAGAAGACAGUUGCGUUUCACUAUCUGCCUGUUCUCCACUCCUUGCAUGUAUAAGCAGGAGUACCACUGCUGACCGAGAAGGAGUGACAGCUGUACCUUAUAUAUAUCAGUCCGACUAUAAAGCAUUUUGAUCAGUACUAUAACGAUCAUUCAAAUCAAUCGGACAUACGAAGAAUUUCUGGUGACGCUGCG